AGUUGUUACCCUGCAGGAUUCGCGUACUUGAUCCGUUGGUAUAUCUUUGACUAUGCCUCGACUCUAUAUAAUGAUAAGGUCCAGUACGAGGAAUCUCUCCAUACUUCCACGACGGGCAUGCCCGUUUUGCAAACACCAGCAAACCGGUCGUCUCUUUGAACCCGCCAUCGAUUCAGCUCGUCGGCAUCCGAGACACCCUGUCAAGGAGAAGUUUCAAACAAACCAAGAUGGUCAACUUAUCUGCUAUUCGUGUUGGUCCCGUGCGAUACAACUCGCCAUGGACUCAGGUCAUCAUUCUCGGUUUCGUAACUUUCUGUUCGGUGGGCAUGUUCAGUGCUGUCUCAAACUUGGGCGCUGGUGGAACUAUGGAUACUCAAUUGAGUGACAUAGCCAACAGUGUUCUUUACGCAGUAUUUGCGAUUACAGGGUUCUUCGCUGGCAGCAUCAAUAACGUCCUAGGUCCCCGCCUGACCUUGUCUCUCGGCACAACUGGGUACUCUCUCUACAUUGGAUCUCUCUGGUGUUUUCAAAAGAAUGGGACAAGAUGGUUUCUUAUCCUCGCCGGUGGGAUUCUCGGUUUCACUGCCGCUCUGCUCUGGGCUGCGCAAGGUGCCAUUAUGAUGUCGUAUCCUCUUGAGAAGGACAAAGGCCGCUCGUUUUCUCUCUUCUGGUCUAUCUUCCAGCUUGGGACCCUUGUUGGCUCUGCUAUCGCUUUGGGCAUCGAAGCCCACUCGACCCUCCCAUCCGUUUCCACUGGUGUCUACCUAGCUUUCAUGAUCAUCAUGUUGACUGCCAUUGUGACAAGCUGGCUGCUUCUGCCUCCCCAUCUGGUCGUUCGUGGCGACGGGACUGUUCCUCUCCUCGAGGACUCCAUUAGUCCUAGGAGGGAGUUGCAUGAGUUCGUCCAGCUCUUCAAGGACUGGAGAAUGCUUGCACUCUUCCCCAUGUUCUUCAGUUCCAAUUACUUCUACGCUUACCAGGGUGCCAUCACCGCUUUCUUGUUCAAUGGUCGUACGCGAGCGCUUACUGCCCUCCUCACUGGUCUUGGAUCUAUCGUUGGAUCUAUCCUGAUUGGGUUUGUGACUGACCGACUCCCUUUCGGCCGCCGAGCUCGAGCUUUGGGUGGUGUUGUCGCCGUUCUGCUCAUGAACAUCCUCAUCUGGUGCGCUGGCAUAGGCUUUCAGGUCAAAUUCACCCGCGCUGAUGAGGUUAUUCUUGGUGAUAAGCGUCCUUGGGACUGGAGCGUUCACGCAGCUGCUGGGCCCAUUGUACUCUUAAUGGCCUACUACAUUGCGGACGCCAUGUACCAAGGCCUGGCUUACUACACGAUGUCAGCAAUGUCGAACGAUCCAUUCAAGCUCGCCCGUAUGGCUGGCUACUACAAGGGUGUUCAGAGCGCCGGCUCUGCUGUCUCAUUCGGCAUGGAUGCUGUCAAGACUGCAUUCCUCGGCGAGAUCCUGAUCUCGUGGCUCAUGCUGCUCAUCUCUCUGCCUCUUUGCGCAUGGGUUCUCAUGACCAUUCGCGAGACCAACUAUGAGGUCGAGGGAACUGCUCGUGUUGAGACUAUGUUGGAGGAGAAGAACAUCGCACAUGAGCACAAGAAUACUCCGGAGGAGAAGACCGAAGCCAUCGCGAUGCCCGAGGGUCAAGGCGGCCCUAAAAUGGACAAUGUCGUCUGAAGCAGCUUCGAACGUGCGGGUCUUUUCGAUGGGAGCCUAAUGACUUUGGUAUAACAUACAUGCCGUCGGCAAUCGACGGGAAAUAAGGCUGGGGAAAGCAGGGGAAUAUACUUGAUAGUGGUCUAAGGUUUUGACAGUACCCGUAUCACAGUAGCCUAGGGAGCCUCCCUAGCCUCGGGCUUCUAGGCAUCCCUUGCCCCCAGCCAAAGCUUAAACGCUGCGACUCAAGUUAG
This is a messenger RNA of Exophiala viscosa, 1912 nucleotides long. Its product is annotated as major facilitator superfamily domain-containing protein. The transcript is spliced from 10 exons. NCBI's taxonomy places the organism in Eukaryota, Fungi, Ascomycota, Eurotiomycetes, Chaetothyriales, Herpotrichiellaceae. Bases 228 to 1679 code for a protein of 483 amino acids. The record is from RefSeq and is a predicted model, not a curated record.